ACGUUAUUCGUGCUCCGUUGGUCUUGUAGUGUAGACGUUCGUUGUUCGUAACACGCGCUCGUUUAUUAUAACGAAAUCGUUUUCGCAGUCUCGUACUCCUUUUCAUCUUUUUGUCGUCCUUGUACGCACAAAAAAAAGAGAUCAUUGUUCGUCAACGCCUAAAGCCGUAGUUUUUUUCUGGUGAUUUUUAAAGUGGGUUUAUUUUAAACGUUUUCGUUUUUAUUUGGUGCUUUUUAUCUAUUUUGUUGUAUACCAUCACUAAAAUAUAAAACAUGAAACGGGAAGCUGAUCUUGACAUGGGGGCUCCACAAAAAAGGACACGACGUGGAGAUGAGGAGUUGCGUUUGUUAAUUCCAAGUAAAGUUGCAGGUUCCAUAAUUGGAAAAGGUGGUCAAAACAUCACGAAGUUAAGAAGCCAGUACAAAGCCUCGAUUACUGUCCCUGAUUGCCCUGGCCCUGAACGGAUGUUGACGCUCUCUUCCGAUUUAGAGACCAUUUGUAGCAUCGUCCAUGAUGUCGUACCGAAUUUGGAAGAGAACGGGAGUAAGAUGUCUGGUGGAGAACUGGACUUGCGAAUGAUGAUCCAUCAAAGUCAAGCAGGUUGCGUCAUUGGAAAAGGGGGAAAUAAAAUCAAGGAAAUUAGAGAUAAAACCGGCGCCAGGAUCAAAAUCUUUUCCAAUUGGGCACCUCAAAGCACCGAUAGAAUCAUUCAAAUCAUCGGGGAACCGACGAAAUGCGUUGAAACCAUUCGUGAAAUUAUCACUUUGAUUAAAACCAAUCCGAUAAAGGGACCUGUAUCUCCAUACGAUCCUCACCAUUACGAUGAUUUCUAUGCUGAUGAAUAUGGUGGUUAUGGUGGUGGUUCAAACCAAGAUAGAAGAGGUGGAGGUGGUGGACCUGGUGGUAACAGAGGUCCAAGAAAUGAUAGAGAUGGCGGACGCUUUAAUAACGGCCGUUCAGGUCCUCCUUCAGGUCGUGGUGGUCCCAUGGGUGGUGGAGGAGGAGGAGGUGGAGGAAGUUAUCAUGAUAGAAGUAUGAGUGGUGAUCCACCACAAUCAAGAAGUGGUAACUAUGGAAAUGGGCCCCCGCGAAUGAAUGGUUCCGGUUAUGCACCUCCGCACCAAAGGAAUAACGGUUGGGGAAGUCCGAUAAAUGGCGGAGGCAAUCAGGGUAACGGAAUGAUGAAUAGCGCCCCGCCGAAUAUAAUGUCGGGAAAUAUGAGUCAUCCAGUUAAUACUUCUGGUAACGGAAUGUCUCCUAAUGGAAGAUCAUCUACUCAAGUUACGAUACCUAAAGAUCUUGCUGGUGCAAUAAUUGGUAAGGGUGGUGGAAGAAUUCGCAAAAUUAGACAAGAUUCCGGUGCAGGUAUCACCAUUGAUGAACCUCUUCAGGGCUCAAACGAGCGUAUAAUAACGAUCACCGGGAUGCCGAAUCAAAUACAAAUGGCUCAAUAUCUCCUACAACAGAGUGUUCAUAAUAAUGCAGAACGCAACAGUUAUUAAGGACCAGUAAUAUUUUAACAACAAAAGUUUAAUUGAAGAUUAAAAGAAAUUAAAAAAAAAAAAACUAACACCAACAACAAGUAUCUUAUUAUAUAUCACAACCUGUAAAAA
Molecule: messenger RNA, 1613 nt
Organism: Onthophagus taurus
Lineage: Eukaryota; Metazoa; Arthropoda; Insecta; Coleoptera; Scarabaeidae
Gene: HnRNP-K
Product: Heterogeneous nuclear ribonucleoprotein K
Molecular function (GO): RNA binding
Source: RefSeq, a predicted model, not a curated record